UGUUUAUUUAAUUUUAAACCAAGGGUAUUAGGGAUAUUUUACCCUUUAAUGAAUGUCAUUUUUGUGACUUUCUCUUUCUAGUGCCAUUUUUGAGACAAGGUACUAUUAUUGACAAUUGCCCUACAAAUAAAUAUCAUCAUAUGUUCUGUUUUAAAUUUUGAUUCGGGCCGUGUCAUUUUGUUCUGUAAAAGCCCAAUAGUAAACGACAUCGUGUACGUUUUGACUCACCACAACCCUAAUUCCUCUAUACACAUUCUGGGGGGUUAGUGAUUUUCAUUCUCUGGUUUUGGAAGCUUGUUAGUUUACCCAGGAAAGCGAGAAAGCUGUUACACUGGACAUGGAUGAUAUGAGGCCACCACCAAGGCCUCCUGGUUUCCAACAUCUUCCCAAAAAGACUCGUAAACGUCUGAAGCGAGAGAGCUUAAGCAUAAUACAACCAGCAGAUUUGAGACAGCUCAUGGAUGAUCGUGACAUUAGAGAGACAACAGGCACUGGUCGUCGAGGCCCUUUCAAACUCUCUGAUGAUGGCAUAGUUCUUAUGUUGGGUUGGGAUGGAAAGGAACCGGUUUUCACACAGCUUUUGCAAAUCGCGGAUUGGGAGGAGCUUUGUGGACCUGUUCGAGACCAGAUGAAACACAUCAUUUGCUGGGCAUACAGCUCUACCGAUCUGGUUUCUGCUUUAAGAUGCAUCCGUCGCCUGGAUGAUCGUUACUCUCCUCUUUGCACGUGGUAUCUCAGCUCAAAUGUGCAUCCAGAUAUGCUUGGGCAAGAUGAAAGUGCAAAACCGCGUCAUAUUUGCUACGGUUGUACAACUAUCGAUGCUUUGGACCAUAUCAAAAGAGACGGAGUCCCCAGAGAACUCAGUGGUUACCGUCAGUUUAGCUGCCGUAAAGUACCUCCUAGUGCUCAAAACCCGAAGAUCCACAUAGAUUCCUAUCGCAUCUUCCACACUCUCCAGGAAGCAUUGGCACAUCUGCCCAAACAGCCUAUCGGUGCCACGUUGAUCGAGUUCUCUCACUUGUGGGAGCUUGGGGAGGAUGACAUUUAUGAAGGCCCUCUAACCGCAGGCUCUGUUUUUCUUGGCUAUCACGGGGUGAUCAUUAUCAGGAUAAUGCGCUUUCGAGGAAAGCUUGUCGCGAUUUGUAAGUCAAGCAAUGGCAAACGUGUCGGUACUAAAGGAUACUUCCGGGUAUCUCUCAGUGCGUUGUACAUGGUGCUUGGCUGUGGAGAUGAGAAAGCAGAAUUUGUUCGAGCCACGCCAAGUCCACAACCUUUGCUCUCUUGUUUCAUCUGCCCUAUCUACAACGAGCCUGAGCCUGAGCCUGAGCCUCAGCCUCAACCCAUACGCAAGAGGAAAUGGCUUCCAUGGAAGAAGUAUCAUGAAUCAAGAAAAAGGAGGCAGUGCCUUAGCCAUGGAGAUGAUCAAGUGGCCAGUUCUUCUGGUGAUGUUCUGAAAAGGAAGCAUAAGAAAGAGAAUAAGCAGAAGAAGAAGCAGAGAAGUGGCUGAGAAGAAGAAGUGGCUGAGAAGAAGAAGGAGCUGUGUGAGAGAGUGAGAGCUUUUUUUUUUUGGUUCUUUAACCCCUUAAAGCAUCUGUUAGCUAUAGUAAAGGGAAGAAACUAAUGUCUUUUUUGUCUCCUCUUAACUCAUCUCUCCUCGGAUAGGUAUUUUUGCUGGUUAGGUCUUGUUUGAAAACUUUUCAGGAUUCUUAUGUGUCUGGAGUCAUGCGAUUCUGCAAUAUGGCUACAUUAUUGACACUUAAUAUAAUACUCUGCAUCUAUGAUGAUACCACA
This is a messenger RNA of Brassica rapa (field mustard), 1791 nucleotides long. RefSeq lists its product as uncharacterized. Gene Ontology annotation, biological process: proteolysis. NCBI's taxonomy places the organism in Eukaryota, Viridiplantae, Streptophyta, Magnoliopsida, Brassicales, Brassicaceae. The record is from RefSeq and is a predicted model, not a curated record. Gene Ontology annotation, molecular function: cysteine-type peptidase activity.